AUGGCAUCCCGACGAAGUGGCACGAGAGCAUGCCAUACGAAAGGGCCGUGGUCUACGCUGCGCUUAUGUCUGACUUCGUUGCACACUGCAAGAAGAGCCUACGGGAGCUCCUCAGCGGUCCCGCCGAAUCUGAGCUUGCCAACGUGCGGAUCCGAACAAAGGAGGGCACGGAACUCAUCUGCGUCACCCAGACCGAGUACAUCUUCGUGGUGGUCCAAAACUGCACCGGCAAGCCUUGGCAGCAGGACGAAGAGGGCGCUGCUACUGGCACCGGCGAAG
Symbiodinium necroappetens is the source of this 279-nucleotide messenger RNA. NCBI's taxonomy places the organism in Eukaryota, Dinophyceae, Suessiales, Symbiodiniaceae. The record is from the annotation of a GenBank genome assembly.